CGGCCUUACCGACAGGCCGCUGCCUUCAAUGGCCGAGUACAGGCUCGUCGUGGUCGGCGGUGGCGGCGUGGGCAAGAGCGCGCUCACCAUCCAGUUCAUCCUCAACCACUUCGUCCAGGAGUAUGAUCCCACUAUCGAGGACUCCUACCGCAAGCAGGUUGUGAUCGACGAUGAGACAUGCCUGCUCGACGUGCUCGACACCGCCGGGCAAGAGGAGUACAGUGCGAUGCGCGACCAGUACAUGCGAACGGGGCAGGGCUUUGCGCUCGUCUACUCGAUCACCUCGCGCGAGUCCUUUGAGGAGCUUCGCGCCUUCCGCAACCAGAUCCUCCGCGUGAAGGACCGAGACCAGGUGCCGAUGGUCCUCGUCGGAAACAAGGUUGACCUCGAGGGCAGCCGGGCGGUCUCGCAGGAGGAGGCGAGGGAGCUCGCCAUCUCCUUCGGGUGCGCGUGGAUGGAGACGUCGGCCAAGUCGCGUGUCCGCGUCGAGGACAGCUUCUUCGCCCUGGUGCGAGCGGUCCGCCAGGACGAGGAGGCGAGCGCCAAACCCUCGCAGCGCAGGAGGAAGGGAAAAGCGAAGUGCGCCAUCAUGUAAUGUGCGACACGCGGCAGGCGGCAGCAGCCGAGCAGCCCACACGUCGCUCGCUCUCGCGCUCUCGGUGUCGACUCUCCCGGUGUCUGAGGGGGAUCCGUGGCAGAGGCGAACAGGCGAUGGGCGCGAUGGACGGUGCUCUCGCGAAGAGUGCUCGUUGUGCGGUGUCAGUGGGGACCGCCGCGCGUGUAUAUGUGCUGUGCGUGUGCGGUACGUUGGAGGCAUGCGGCACACGUCCCCAUUUCGUUUUGCGCUUCUAGCUCGACGCGUCACGCGACCCGCGCGCCCGCGCCGCCCUCGCGUUGCGGGAGUGUCAAGUUGUAAGUCAAGAGAGCUCCAGAGCAUGAAGGGGGUCGAGUGUCAGAGACAGAGUGUGUGCGUGUGUGCGCGCGCCCGCGGCCGCACAUACACUGCUCUCUGCGAAGAAUGUGAUGUC
Emiliania huxleyi CCMP1516 is the source of this 1028-nucleotide messenger RNA. It is a transcript of the gene Ras1-2, whose product is annotated as ras family GTPase. Gene Ontology annotation, cellular component: plasma membrane. The transcript has 3 exons. Bases 29 to 595 code for a protein of 188 amino acids. The record is from RefSeq and is a predicted model, not a curated record. Lineage: Eukaryota; Haptophyta; Isochrysidales; Noelaerhabdaceae. Gene Ontology annotation, molecular function: GTP binding; GTPase activity; GDP binding. Gene Ontology annotation, biological process: Ras protein signal transduction.